Messenger RNA from Knipowitschia caucasica, 285 nucleotides. The record is from the annotation of a GenBank genome assembly. Lineage: Eukaryota; Metazoa; Chordata; Actinopteri; Gobiiformes; Gobiidae.
AUGUUUAUUUCUUUUGACACAUCUGCUCAAACAGGACCGUUCGAGGAGACGGGUCGGUGUUUGUUGACCGUGGCUUUGGCCGGAGCUGCCUCAGAGUUGAGUUUCCUCCCCCCCGUGGCCUUGAGGGCCGCGGUACCACAACAGCUCCCUCAUGAGGGCUUUGAGCGGUCCCAAACAAGAGUGCCCCAUGUGGCUCUGCUCACCGCGGGGGGCGCAUGCUAUAGCCGGGAGUUCACUGACUACAAGGAAUGGGCUCUGCUUGGGCUGGUGCAGGAACUGCUCUGA